CCGUCGCCGCGUCAAUCAGUCAGUUCGCGGUCGGGCGAAACCAAAAACGCAUCAUCCUGCGAAAAAAAAAUGGCAGAAAACCAAAACAUCAUCUGCGCUCCGCCGGAUUGUGCCAUCAAGAUCAACAAAUGGAAGGUCCGGGAGGGCUUCUCGGUGACCGGCGGCAACAUCAUCCUGUUUUACGAGUGCCCGGGCGGCCCGGAAAAGGACAUCCGGCGGCUGAAGGCGACCAAAGCGGGCGUCGUGAAAAAGCGCCUCGCCAAAGAGGGCGAAAUCGUGGAAAGAGGGAAGCCGCUGUUGGAGUUGCAGCAAUGCAGUCACACGACGGUCAUCAAGGACAUGUGCGCCGAUUGUGGGGCCGAUUUGCGCCAGGAUGAGCAAGCCGGCGGGUCGGAGGCUUCGGUUCCGAUGAUACACUCGGUGCCCGAGCUGAAAGUAACGGAAAAGUUGGCCAAGAAGUUGGGCCAGGCGGACACGGAACGGUUGCUGCGGGAUCGAAAGUUGGUGCUGCUGGUGGAUUUGGACCAGACGUUGAUUCACACAACGAAUGAUAACGUGCCGAACAACCUGAAGGACGUGUACCACUUCCAGCUGUACGGUCCGAACUCUCCCUGGUAUCACACCAGGUUGCGACCCGGGGCGCUGCAGUUCCUGGCCAAGAUGGACCCGUUCUACGAGUUGCACAUCUGCACGUUUGGGGCACGCAACUACGCGCACAUGAUUGCGCAGUUUCUGGACGAAAAGGGUCGCUACUUUUCGCACCGGAUUCUGUCCCGCGACGAGUGCUUCAACGCCACCAGUAAAACGGACAAUUUGAAGGCCCUUUUCCCCUGCGGAGACUCGAUGGUGUGCAUCAUCGAUGAUCGCGAGGACGUGUGGAACAUGGCGGCGAAUCUGAUCCAGGUCAAGCCGUACCACUUCUUUCAGCACACCGGGGACAUUAAUGCGCCACCCGGCAUGUCUAAGAACGAGCUGGACGGAAAAGGGGUGGACUUUAAGGAUUUAAUUGGUCAAGCCCACAAGGAAAAGAAGGACAAAGAGGGCAGCCGUCCGCCGACGCCGAAGAUCGAAACGGAGGAGGUGACGAAACCGGUAGAGGAUUCUUCAAAGCUGGAAGAGAAAGAACCGCCAGCGGUGAAGGCUGAGGAUGAGAAGGAAACGGGAGUUACUGAAGGAAAGGAGGAGGAGAAACCUCCCGAAACGAAACAAGCUGAUGAUGGUGGGACUAAAGAGGACAAGAAACCAUCGGACUCUACUGAUGGAAAGAAGGAAGAUGCCUCUGAAGAAAUGGUUGUCGUGAAGAAGCCAGAUUCUGAUAGUGGAGAGAACUUGAUCGAGAUUGAAGAUCCGGACGAUUAUUUGCUCUAUUUGGAGCACAUUUUGCAGAAAAUACACGAAAUGUUCUACAAGGAGUAUGACAGCACGAAGCAGAUCUCCGACCUCAAGCGCCUCAUCCCGCAGGUCAAAUCGCAGGUGCUGGUCGGCCACAAGCUCGUCUUUUCCGGCCUCGUCCCAAACAGCAUGAAGCUGCACCAGAGCAAGGCGUUCCAGGUGGCCCGCAGCCUGGGCGCGACGGUGACGCAAAGUUUCGAGCCGGACACGACGCACCUGGUCGCGGUCAACGGCACCUCGAAGGUGCACCAUGCGCGCAAGAAUCCGAAAAUCAAAAUCGUCACCCCCGAGUGGCUGUGGACGUGCGCCGAACGCUGGGAGCACGUCGAGGAGCUGCUGUUCCCCCUGCGGCAGUCGAAGCCGGUGAAAAUGAACCGACAACCGCCGCCGCACUGUCACAGUCCGGAACACGUGGUCAACUACGGCGAGGGCAAGAGCGGAUCCAGUAAAAAGUCGGACAACGUCCCGCCCAAGUUCAUCGACACGAUCAACCCGCUGCUGAGCUUCUCGAACGACGAUCUGGACGCGAUGAACGACGACUUUGACGAGUUUUUCGAGUCGGACGACAGCUCGAGCGACGACGAACCGGUCGACAUUGAAAAUCCGCCGAUGGACAAGAAACUGCGCAAGCGGCAACGAAAGGAGAAGGAAAAACCGCAAAACAUCUUCCAGAAGCGCGAGGGCGGUGGCGGCAGCGGCGGCGCCAUUUGUGACGUGGAUCCAGACGAAGAAUCGACCAGUAAAACGCUCAUCCGGUACACGGACCAGGAAGACAACAGCCAGACUAACCUGAGUUCGGACGAAGAUGAAAGCCCAAGCGCAAAAUUCCGGCGGGGCGGAGAGUUGCCGUCGGAUUUGGACAUGGGCUCCAACAGCGAGGGAAGUGACGAUCCGAUCGACGACGUGGACGACGGCGACUGGAACAUGAUGGGGGCGGCCCUGGAGCGGGAGUUUCUCGGGCUGGACGAUUAAGGUAUCUACGCCCGGUGUGUUGCGCAGGCAGUACAAAAGGCUUAGGAAAAGUGUGACCUCCGCGUUUUGUUUUUGUUUCCCUUUUCUUUUCUCUCAAUUAAGUUGUAAAUGUAGAAGAAAACGUUUGUUCGCGUUAGUGUGCCUAAGGACCACCUUAAGCACUCUCUCUAUUGUACAGUAAUUACUAAUUAUAAACAACAAAAAA
Molecule: messenger RNA, 2569 nt
Organism: Culex quinquefasciatus (southern house mosquito)
Lineage: Eukaryota; Metazoa; Arthropoda; Insecta; Diptera; Culicidae
Gene: Fcp1
Product: RNA polymerase II subunit A C-terminal domain phosphatase
Exons: 6
Coding region: 70-2364 (764 amino acids)
Cellular component (GO): nucleus
Molecular function (GO): RNA polymerase II CTD heptapeptide repeat phosphatase activity
Source: RefSeq, a predicted model, not a curated record